AUGAAGCGCCCAUUUGGCUCAGCACAGGUAGUACCCAUCCUGCUCCUUCUCGUGCUAUUCCUAUACAAGACAUGCAACGCAGUAUCCCUCCUAGAUUCCAUAAAGCACGACUUACAAAUCGUGAAUAAUCAUAACUUCAACACAGUAGUUAACAAAUUUAGAAGCGAAAAAGUUUUCUCCAUUCUGUUCUUUCAAAAAACAAACAAAAAUAUAAAAGAUGUAAUCAAAAAUUACAAUGAUGUUGCAUCCAAGUUCAAAGGAAUCUUCACCCUCUGUAUAGCUGAUUGUGAUGAAAACCCUACCCUUUGUGAAAGUGAAUUAUCCCUCUACGUACCAGAUUAUAAGACCAAAAAUAAUCACCACUUGCUGAUAUACCCUAUAAACCCAAUGCCUAAAUUUCUAUUCAAUGAAGAAAUGAAUGAAGCAAAUUUUAAAAAAUACACCUACCUUAUUCCAUCAAAAAUUGAUAUUAUUAAGGAUGAAAAGGAUUUUACUGUCUUCCUAUCGAAGCAUGAAAAUAUGCCCAAGGUCCUUGUCUUUAGCAACAAGAAGAAACCUAAUUAUGUACUGAAUGCUUUAAGUAACAGCUUCAAUAAGAAAUUAAUGUUCUGCUAUAUUAAUAAUGAAUUGAAUGGCCUUGUACAGAAGUACAAUAUCAAAACCUUUCCUACUAUAGUAAUUUUAAAAAAGGGUAAAUUAGUAGAUACAUAUAAAGGUAAGCCCAAUUUUAUUAGCAUGUUCGAUUGGCUAAAUGUACACUCUGAAACAUUUGUCCUCGGUGGAGGCUUCGACAUAUCACCAGAUAAAACCGUUGACAAACCAUGGAAAUUUGAACUGGUUCCAAAAUUCACGAAAAUGUCACACGGAGAUAUUUGCUUUAAGAAAGCCGACAAAGGGCUGUGUGUUAUUUAUUUGAAAGAGGGCGAUAAAUUAGAAAAAAACGAAAUUGAUAUGCUCCUUUCGCUCAAGGAAAAGUUUAAGCCUCACAUAGAUGGAAGAGGCGUCAACUUCCGAUACAUGUGGAUUGACAUUGCUACGGAGACCAACUUCCGCACUCUAUUCGAAGUCAAGAACUAUCCCUCCGUUGUCGUCUUCAACCCAUAUAAGCGAAUUCGUUACGCAAAAAUGAACGAAGAUUUGGUUGCUACGAAAGAAAAUGUUGAAAAACUUUUAGAAAAAAUAUCUGGAGGAGAUGCUAAAUUCACCAUGCUCAAGGGGCAAACUUUGCCUGAGUUCGUUCAGGACGAUUCGGACCCCAAGGCGAACGAAAAGGAUGAAUUAUAA
Plasmodium knowlesi strain H is the source of this 1284-nucleotide messenger RNA. RefSeq lists its product as uncharacterized. NCBI's taxonomy places the organism in Eukaryota, Apicomplexa, Aconoidasida, Haemosporida, Plasmodiidae. The record is from RefSeq and is a predicted model, not a curated record. The transcript is spliced from 2 exons. Bases 1 to 1284 code for a protein of 427 amino acids.